Molecule: messenger RNA, 3235 nt
Organism: Brassicogethes aeneus
Lineage: Eukaryota; Metazoa; Arthropoda; Insecta; Coleoptera; Nitidulidae
Source: the annotation of a GenBank genome assembly
UUCGAACUACUGUCAAAUCUUGGAAACAUUGUUUUGGCGCCACAAACAUAACCACACUUAUAUAAAAACAGUACAACUUUAAACGAAUAUGUCAACAAUAGACAAUCCGACGCAAAGUUUAUUUCAGGGCACCGAAAUUCAAAUAAACACCUCGCAAAACAACGAAGAAGAUGAGGAUCUUGAAGAUCAACUACGAAGAAAAGAAGAGCUGCAAAAUUUACUCCACGAAGCUUUGGACGACUUUAAUUACGACGAUAGUACUAUAAACUCGUCGACAAACGUUUCUGUAGCUUCUUUGACUGAUGUUCACAGAAGUUACAGGGAUGCUUUACCAAGUGACCAGUUAAAAGUUUUAUAUGAUGUUAAAUGUAGGGAAAUUGUAAGUGUUAAACAGGAAUUUGAUAGAUUUAAAGUGGACAAGAAAAAGGAAACUGAUAACAUAAAAAAUAAACUAAUACUUUGUGAGGCUGACAUCAUGCAACUUAAAGAAUCUGUUAAGAAUUCUGAAGGAUUAUUACUUGAGAAGACAGAAAACAUAAAAUUAUAUCAGAAAACCUUAAAUAGCAAAGAUGAGGAACUAAAUAAACUAAAAAGCAUUAUUGAAGAGUAUAAAAUUGAGGUUUCAACAUAUAAGGCAACAAUAAAUGAAUUACAAAUAAAAAUGGCAGAAAGCAAUCCAUUUAAAAUGGGUGCUAAACAAUUUGAGACUGAGGAGUUGCAUAAAGCACAAAUUGAUCAAAUUUUAAAAUUGGAAUCUAUUAUUGAAGAAAACGCUAAAAAAGCAGUAGUUUAUGAAAAAGAAAAUAACACCUUAAAGAAUGACUUAAACAAGUUGAUUCAAAUAAAAAAUGAGAUGGAAAAUGAGUAUAAAAUUCAGGUUGACAUGCUGACUUUUAAUUUAAAUAGUGCACAGCAGCAGUGUAAAGACUUGGUGGACAUUGUGGAAAUGCUCAAAAAUGAAAAUGAACAUUUUAAAGAAAGAGUUCAUUCAUAUCAAAAUAAUGAUCCUAUUUUAUCAGAAGAAAGUUUGAAAAGAAAGUCUUUGGAAUAUGAUACCUUAUUGGUACAAUUAGAAAAAGUGAAAAGGAUCUUAUUGGAUAAAUCAGUUGAGUUGAGCACCUAUAAAACCAAAUUAAAGUCCUAUGAAAAUAAUCUAAAGGAACUUCUUGAGUUUAGAGCAAUUAAAACAGAAAUAUGCACAAAGCAAUAUAGAAAAUGUGAUGUUAUUGAGCAUGUUCAAGAUUUGCUGGUUAUGCAAAACGAAAUUAAAAAUCUCACCAGAACCAUAGAUGAUAGAGAGAAACAAAUAAACAAUGUAACCAUAGUAAAUCAUGAACUGCAAGGCAAAAUUGAAGAUAUGCUUUUGAAAACAAGAACUGAAAUACAAAAUUUAUCAAACAAAUACAAUGUACCACAAUUAGAAAUAAUGAGUGAAGAACUAAAUAAAGCUCAGAGUAAAGUAUUGCAACUUGAAUUUGAAAUAAAAAAACUUGAAGAGCAAAAUAAUAAAUUGACAAAAGGAAGACAAGAUAGUAAUGUAGAUAAAAUAAGUCAUUUUGAAUCAGAGAAAAAUAAACUUAAAGAAGAAGUUAAAAAAUACAAAAACGAAAUUAAAGAAUAUGAAAGCAACAUACAAGACCUAAAAAGCAAUAACAAAUCUUUAAAAACUGAACUUAAAAUGACAAAGGAUUCAAUCCAAGAACAGUUAAAUCAAUUCAUGACCCAUCUAAAACAAACUGCACAUGGUUCAGAAAUUGAAAACCCUAAAGUAAUCUUACUGAUUAAAACUGAACUAGAUGAAUUAAUACAUUCCAUAAAAGAUUUGAACGUCGAGAAAAACGUGAUGGAAGAAAAAUUGUGUGGUAUAAAAAAACAACUUGAUUUCAUAAAGUUCUCAACAAAAUCCCGCGAUUCUUUAAAUACUAGCAGCAAAGAAGGCAAAGAGCUCUAUGAAAUUACUCUACGCAAAUUGGAGGAGGCCAAAAUCAAGAUUGCCAACCUCGAAGAAACAAUUGAAGAAAUUGGUCAGUCAAAAACAAUCACAGAAGGUGAAAAAUGCAAUCUUCAAUAUCAUUUGAAAGAUUGUGAAACUCGUAUAGAACAUUUGAUGUUGGAUAAUGGGAAAUUGACUGAAGCACUCUCUGCAAUGCUUAAAAAAAGUGAAAAUGGAAGUGAUACUAAUGUUGAAGCACUCAGAAAAGAUUUAAAAUACAAAGAAGAAUUAGUUGAAAAGUAUGUUAAGGAUAAAAAUGAGCUGGGGAAUCUUUUUGAUAUUCUUGAUGGGGAACUAACUAAAACCAAGGAGGAAGUGAGACAUUUAGAAGAAGAAUUGAAAAUAGAAAAGGGUAAGAAAAAAGAAUCCUUAUCUGCCAAAGACAUUGUUACUAUAGAAAAUUUAAAGCUUGAGUUGAAACAAAAAGACGAGCAAAUAAUAUUGUAUAAUAAGGAAAAGGAGAAGAUUGGUGAAGUUUUGGAAGCAUUUAAAAAUGAGUUAUCAAAUUCUAAAAAGGAGAUUUUGAGAUUGGAAAAGGAACUUUGCGAGGCCAGGGAAAAACAUAUUAGAAGGGAUUUAAGAAAGGAAUUAGAAGAAGCAGAGUCACAAUUGGAAAAAACCAGGAUUGAAGAGGAUUGUAUAAUUAUGGAAACUGUCCAAUUCAAAAAAUGUCUUCAGACAGAAAUCAUCAAAAAAGAACUGAUUCUACAUGAAGAAUACCAGAAAGAGUUCUCUAAAAAAUUAAAUGAAAUUGAAAAAAGAUAUAUGGAUACCAUAAAUGUGUAUAAAAAAGAAUUAGAAAAAGCAAAAGGUCAAGAAAGUGUUGUAAGGUCUCAAAUAGGGCAAUUAAUGAAUGAAUGUGGACAAAAAAUGAUUGAAAUGGAAGUUGAAAGAAAUAAUUAUUUGGAAGAAUUAAAAUCUCUUCAAAAAGAAUAUGCAGAUUUAAAAGACAGAACAACUAAAAGAGAAACAGAAUACAGAAUGGUUGUAGAGGGUUCUAUUAAUUCUGCUAAGAAAAAUGAGGAACACUGGAAAAAGUUAACAUCCCAAUUUGUAAGAAAAUUAACCAUAAUAGGACAAGCAAAUAAGGCAGCAGGUGAUCAAAUUAUGACCAAAUUAAAUACAGGAGAAAAACAAAUUUCCAAAAUCGAAAGGAAGACUGAACAAAGAAAAGCUAAAGUUAAACUAAAUUUUGUACAAUAAUGUUAUGAUUAAUACUUUAAAUAUAUUUUUAUAAGUUAA